Messenger RNA from Dicentrarchus labrax (European seabass), 3810 nucleotides. RefSeq names its product proteoglycan 4-like. The coding region runs from base 421 to 3810 and encodes 1129 amino acids. The transcript is spliced from 14 exons. The record is from RefSeq and is a predicted model, not a curated record. Lineage: Eukaryota; Metazoa; Chordata; Actinopteri; Moronidae.
UAGAAAAGAAGAAAACAGAAGAAAUAGAGGAAGAGAGAGAGAAGAGAGACAGAGGAGGAGAAAGAGGGGUAAGGAGCAAAAGGAGGAAGAAGAAGGAGGAGAAGAAGAAGAAGAAUAAGAAGAAGGGAUGAUGAGGACGUGUUUUAUCGUCUCUUUAAUCAGAUUAUCAAGAAUCAACCUGAAGACACAAACUACACACUGACAGAAAGACAGCGUGUUGGUGGACAAAGUCUCCUCAGGACUGACUGAAGAUCUCAGGAGAUGACCAUCACCUGGUAACCAUGACAACCACCAGAUAACUAACUGGUAACCAUGACAAUCAUCUGUCUGAAGAAGGUCGAACAGAACUGAACUUGUGGAUUAAAAACGGGGAGGUGACUUUGAAAUGUGACUUCCUGUCUGUCUGACUGUCAGUCCACCAUGUCUCACCCUCUCCCCCUCCUCCCCCUCCUGCUCCUCCUGCCGGUGGUGGGCCGGUGUCAGACCGGCAGUCAGUUUGACGUAUGUCGGUCUCUGCGCAGCUCGGAGGCGGGCCCGGGAUGGGAGUUUUACGCCUGUCAACCUCCACAAGCCAACAUGAAGGAGGUGAUGCAGAUCAGAGUCGACCCCCCCGGCAUCACCUGUGGAAACCCACCUGAGAGAUUCUGCACUCUGGAGAACCCGUACCUGUGCAGUGAUGAGUGUGAUGCGUCCAGCCCUGACCUGUCUCACCCUCCUCAGCUGAUGGGAGACAGGGAGAGGGGAGGGCUCAUCACCUACUGGCAAACAGUCACAUGGUCCAGGUAUCCUGAGCCUCUAUUGGCCAACAUCACUCUGUCCUGGAACAAGAGUCUCGAGGUGGUUGACGAUAUCAUUGUCACCUUCGAGUACGGCCGACCAACCAGCAUGGUGCUGGAGAAAUCUCUGGACAAAGGUGUAACAUGGCAGCCGUAUCAGUACUAUGCUGAUGACUGCCUGGAGGCAUUUGGUAUGUCUCCUAAACGAGUCUCUGAUUUAGCACCAAGUAACUUAACCCGGGUUAUCUGUACUGAGCAGUACUCCCGCUGGGUCGGAGCCAAGGAGGAGAAGAUUGUGGUGUUCGAGGUGCGGGCUCGGUUCGGGGUGUUUGCAGGUCCAAAGUUGAUCAACAUUGAUGCCUUGUACACCCGGAUGGAGACCAUGAAAGGUCUGAGGGACUUCUUCACCUUCACCAACCUCCGACUGCGUCUCCUCCGCCCAGCACUGGGUGGGACCUAUGUCCAGAGAGACAACCUGCUGAAAUACUUCUAUGCUAUUUCCAACAUUGACGUACCGGCCAGGUGUAAGUGUAACAUGCAUGCAGCUCAGUGUGUGUUACGUGAUGCAACACUGCAGUGUGAAUGUGACCACAACACGAGUGGACAAGACUGUCAACGCUGCAGCCAGGGAUUCAAAUCCCGCAGCUGGAGACCAGGAUCAUACCUGCCCUUGCCCAAAGGCACUGCCAACACCUGUGAAGCAGCAGAAACAGCAGCCUUGACUCCGCCCUCUGACUCCACCUCCUCACCAGACAGCACAGACUUCGCUGUAUCUGGAACUGGUAUGACCAACUUAAUAAUUACCCUAUCUGCUGAUGGUACUACAACAACAUCAACUGGAACACCAACAACUACAACCAUCACAGAAAUACCUCCGCCCAGUGAAGGUGCUCCAUCUGGAGAUACUCCACCCACUAGGUUGGCCCCAACCAAUCAGGCUGGAGAUCCUCGACCUGCAGACGCUGACACGACUUCUCCUGAUGUUCCUCCAGACACACAAAUAGAAGUACCAUCUCCUGAUGUACCACCUCCUGAUGAAGCUCCACCUGAUGUACCUCCUCCUGAUGUACCACCUCCUGAUGAAGCUCCUCCUGAUGUACCUCCUGAUCUACCACCUCCUAAUGCACCACCUCCUGAUGAAGCUCCUCCUGAUGUACCACCUCCUGAUGAAGCUCCUCCUGAUGUACCUCCUGAUCUACCACCUCCCAAUGAAGCUCCUUCUGAUAUACCAUCUCCAGCUGAAGCUGCUCCUGAUGUAACUCCAUCUGAUGGUUCUCCUCCGGAUGUCCGUUUUCCUGAUGUACCUCUGGAUGAAGCUCCAUCUGAUGUACCUCCCUCUGAUGUAUCUCCUCUGGAUGUUCCUCUUCCUGAUGUACCUUCUCCUGAUCUACCUCCUCCAGAUGUACUCCCCUCUGAUGUACCUCCUGCAGCUGUACCCCCAUCUGAUGUAUCUCCUCCAGAUGUACCUCCAGAUGUACCUCUUCCUGAUGUACCUUCUCCUGAUCUACCUCCUCCAGAUGUACCUCUUCCUGAUGUACCUUCUCCUGAUCUACCUCCUCCAGAUGUACCUCCUCCGGAUCUACCUCCUCCUGAUGUACCUUUUCCUGAUCAACCUUCUCCAGAUGUACCUCCUCCAGAUGUACCUCCUCCUGAUGUACCUUCUCCUGAUCAACCAUCUCCAGAUGUACUUCCCUCUAAUGUAUCUCCUCCAGAAGCACCCUUCUUUUGGACUUCAGACACUCCUCCAGAUGUACCUCCCUCUGAUGUACCGCCACCAGAUGUUCGCCCAGAAGUGCCCUCCUCUAAGACUCCUGACACUCUGAUAGAUUUACCUCCUCUUGAAGGAAUACCUCUUGAAGUAUCUCCUCCUAAUGCCUCUGUAGAAUCCUUGUUGCCUCCUGCUGUAGGAGGAGGAGGUGAUACUGCACCAGACACAAGGUCCACCACCUUAGAUCGGUCUGACUCUGCUGGGGAUUUGGCCCCUGUGGACUUCACCUACCCAUUUCCAGAUGAUCCAAUUUCUGUUGAUCCCAGGAACAUUUCAUAUGAUUCCCUUGAAUCUGUUGAUGUUACUGGACCAAAUUCAGUUGAUUCUCGACUGGUCUCACAAGGGCUAGAUAUAGUGGAAACAGGAAAUAGUGGAAUGGAAGCAAUUGGAUCAGAUUCCCUUGUACCAGAUAGUGCAAGUCCUGGUCUAGAUGCUAGACCAGAUUUUCCUCAAGUAGUAGAUGAUCCAGGAGUAGAUCCUUCAGCAGCUCAAAUGGAAGCAAAGUCUUCUGGAAAGGAUUCAGCUGCCAGAGGACCAGAAGGAGGCUCAGAGUUGGGUGAAAAGGAAGACUCUGAACAAAAGACGACAGGAAAGGAAAAAGUCACUGAAGCCAAAGAAGAAGCAAAAAAGGAGACUAAAGAGGAAGGAGGGAAGGACAAAGACAAAAAAAAAUACGAGAAAAAAGCGACCCAGAAGAUUCUGAUUCCAGGAGGACCAAAGUUCAGUCAGCUGUCCAAAAUCGCCUAUGUCACCUUCCAGGACUGUGAGUGUAAUGGUCACUCCAACCGCUGCAGCUACAUUGACUUCAUCAACGUCAUCACAUGUGUGAGCUGUAAACACAAUACACGAGGACAGAACUGUCAGUACUGUCGCCUUGGUUACUAUAGAAAUGCCUCACUGAUGUUGAACGACGAGAACGUCUGUGUCGAGUGUGACUGUGACAUGGAGCGCAGUCUUUCUCCUCACUGCUCUGACUCUGGUCUGUGUCAGUGUAAACCCGGAGCAGCAGGGCGCCGCUGUGACUCCUGCCUACGUGGAUACACCUGGAGAGCAGAGGGAGCCAGCUGCACAGGUAAGGAGUCUCUUUCCAGAAAAGUUGGAUUUCCAGGUAGGGUUUCAACAGGUAUCUCUGGAGUGAUGUCAGAAAAUGUUACUAUAUCUGAACAGAGUUCAACUCUGGCUCCUGCUCAUCAGGAUUUGGGUCUGGAUGCUGACGUGUGCUCGGCCUUCGAGGUUUGCUUGACACACCAGGAGUUUCCUCUUUAA